Molecule: messenger RNA, 4623 nt
Organism: Neoarius graeffei (lesser salmon catfish)
Lineage: Eukaryota; Metazoa; Chordata; Actinopteri; Siluriformes; Ariidae
Gene: tead3b
Product: TEA domain family member 3 b
Exons: 14
Coding region: 376-1596 (406 amino acids)
Biological process (GO): positive regulation of transcription by RNA polymerase II; embryonic organ development; hippo signaling
Cellular component (GO): transcription regulator complex
Molecular function (GO): RNA polymerase II cis-regulatory region sequence-specific DNA binding; DNA-binding transcription factor activity, RNA polymerase II-specific
Source: RefSeq, a predicted model, not a curated record
CUCCACUAGUGAAGUGCGUGAAUUUCAUACCAAACCCAUACCUUGCAUUCCACCUUUACUGUCAAACCAAGAGAAAUAUUACUGAAAACAAUAAGCGGCUCAAGCAAGAAAUAGGUUUUGAACUAAUGAUAUUUCGUCCUUCUGCUGUCCAUCCAGACGCGUUUUCCUCAUUUAAAGGACUCUGCCAAGGACAGGGAGAGCUGUUUGGGAAGACAGGUCCCUCACACCCAGAACACUGCGGUUACGGUCCCAGAAUAGUGUGUGGGCUCGUGGCAGGGCCCGAUCAGAGCCGGCACCAUUGCGUCAAACGAGUGGAGUGCGAACGGGAGCCCUCAGCAGGGGCUGGAAGAUGGUGGCGAUGAGCUCGAUAAGACAAUGGACAGUGAUGCAGAGGGUGUAUGGAGCCCCGAUAUUGAGCAGAGUUUCCAGGAGGCCCUCGCAAUCUACCCACCCUGUGGCCGUCGCAAGAUCAUCCUCUCAGAUGAGGGAAAGAUGUAUGGUCGUAAUGAACUCAUUGCCAGGUACAUUAAGCUGAGGACAGGAAAAACCCGCACAAGGAAACAGGUCUCUAGUCACAUACAGGUGUUAGCACGGAAGAAAGUCCGCGAGUUCCAAGCGGGUAUAAAGGCCAUGAACUUGGAUCAAGCAUCCAAAGACAAAGCUCUUCAGAAUAUGGCGUCACUGUCCUCGGCCCAGAUAGUGUCUCCAAAUCUAAUCAAAGGCCAGCUUCCUCCACUGCACCAGCCACCCUAUGCGCCUCCCCCUCGGUUUUGGCCAACUCCAAUCCCAGGACAACCUGGACCCUCUCAGGACAUCAAGCCUUUUGCACAUACCUACACAAACCUAUCUGGACCUGUUCCACCUCCCAUAUCAGCAUACGAACCUUUGGCACCCCCUCUGCCCCCAGCGGCCACUGCCGUGCCUGUGUGGCAGGACCGCACCAUCGCCUCCUCCAAGCUGCGCAUGCUUGAGUACUCCGCUUUCAUGGAGGUUCCCAGAGACCAGGAUACUUACAGCAAACAUUUGUUUGUGCACAUUGGUCAGACCAACCCAUCAUACAGCGAUCCCCUGCUAGAGGCAGUGGACAUCCGGCAGAUAUACGACAAAUUCCCAGAAAAGAAGGGAGGGCUGAAAGAGCUGUAUGAAAAGGGCCCACAAAAUGCCUUUUUCCUGGUCAAAUUCUGGGCGGAUCUGAAUAGCAACGAUAUGCAGGAUGGGCCUGGAUCUUUCUAUGGCGUCAGCAGCCAGUACUGCAGCACUGAGAAUAUGACCAUCACCGUCUCCACAAAAGUCUGCUCAUUUGGCAAGCAGGUGGUAGAGAAAGUAGAGACAGAGUAUGCAAGAGUGGAAGGAGGAAAAUGUGUGUACAGGAUCCACCGCUCGCCCAUGUGCGAAUACAUGAUCAACUUCAUCCACAAGCUCAAGCACCUGCCUGAGAAGUACAUGAUGAACAGCGUCUUGGAGAACUUCACCAUUUUACAGGUGGUGACUAACAGGGAAACACAGGAAACUCUGCUUUGCAUAGCAUUUGUAUUUGAAGUGUCGACGAGCGAACACGGGGCACAGUACCACGUCUACCGUCUCAUUAAAGACUAGCCACUCUGCCAGAACGGGUUUUGCCAACGGACAUUCUGUCUUUUUGUCCAGACGUCAGAGCAAUACACCAGCAUGUAGCCAAGAACGGAGCCAUUCUUCGUUUCCGUUCCAAUCUGACUAAAAGUGGAUGGAGGCUCAAAUAGAGGGCCACGCACAAACGGAAAUUAGAAAUGUAGUAUUGCUCUGUUAAAGGACAAUCUUUUUUUAUAUUCAUAUUUAAAUGCCUUAAAAACAAAGUGGGUCUCACAGGUUUUAUUGCAUACAAAUUCUAAAUGUUUUUUUUUCUCUUUCUGUUUUACUGAGGGACUAUGAAUGUUGAAUAUGGCAGGAAGUUGAGGUUUUAGCAUUGGAAGACAAUGUGUGUUCUUAGGUGCACAGUGCAUAUUAGAAUUAAGGACAAGGGCUAACAAUUUUUUUUUUCAAUAGGACAGGUCUGAUGAAAAGAUACUGCUUCUGUUUCUCCUACAUUGGAGCAAUAUUGAACAAUGAAUUGAACUUUAACCAUAAGUAGCAAGAGUUAAGACCAUUUUGUAUUAAGUAAAAGAUAAACAGUUUGAUGCAGAAUUUUUAUCAGACGUUGUAGUGUGCAGUGUUAAAAAGCAACCUAUUUUCUCCUGUUCAUGUACCGUAGAGAGUGAGGAACACAAGCUGUGUCCGAAAUCACUCGCUCAUUCACUACUCCCUACUCACUAUCUAGGGAAUUCUAUAUAGAGGACUAUAUAGUGAGCUCAUUGGUAAAAUGAAAAAAACACUUUCGGACACUACUCUGCCACGCCAUUAUUUACAUCAUUACUGUCGCACAAUUCAAACGUGCCAGAUCAGUUGACUAGUGGGUUUUCAAAAUAAUAAAUACAUAUUAUACUGAGCGUAUUUCCCACAUUAAUAAAUACAAGGUACUUUGCGUCUGCUGCAUCUUUCAAUUAUUUUAAAUCAAGGCUGAAUACUUUCUUCUUUGCCGCUGCCUUUUAUUAAAUCAAAUUUGAGGCUUUUGAUUAAUUCCUCACUCUGCACUGGAACUUUUAUUCUUGUAUUUUAUCUGUCUUAUUAUAGUUUAGCUUAUUUUCUAUUCUCUUACUAUGUUUAAUUGUACGUGAAUGUCUGUUUAUAAUGUUUCUUCCUCUGUCAGUUCACCCCCAACACACUACAAUAUUAUUGCCAUUUUUAUGCCACAACUAAUAAAUUUGUCUUGUGCCGGUAGUCAUAAGGAAAACCAAACUACUGCUAUACUCAAUCUAAAAUACUUAACGCUCCUUAUGAAACAGCUUUUACAGCUUUUCUUUCAGUGCGACCACAAUGCAUGAUGCAAUGAUGAUAUUGCUUGGUUAGUGACCAUCGGUUGUACACUACUUUUCACAGUGCAUUGUGGGAUACUAUGAGUCUACUAUAUAAGGUGUUAUAACUCUCACUAUACAUUCGGACAGCACUACAAAAUGGCGAACUCAUUAUAUAGUCCACUAUAUAGCGAACAGUGAGUAAUUUGGGACACGGACAGUGACACAUUUACAUUGACCUGUCCUUUAUGCAACAAGGAGGUGUCAGAGACAAGAAGGUUUACAUGCCCACUAUUCAAGUCAGUGAAAAUUGCCUCUGUCCAAAGAACUCAGUGUGGGUGACAUUCUGAAGUGCCUUUUGACUACCUCUUGACAUAAAUCAAAAAAGAAUAUUUGCUAGGGUUUUGAUACUAGAGCAUGAUUAAGCAUUUAAGUCUCAUAAUCAUUAUCAGAUAUCACUUCAGUUCGUUGUUCAGUUUGUUUAUUUGUUAUUUGUAACGAGUACAUUGAAGCAUGAGUAAGCGUUCGAAUGGCCUUGUUACAAAUGGAUAAUGGUACAUUGUACUAAAGAGAGGUCAGCAUGUAGAUGUGAUUUGCAAUAAAUUAUCUCUAACACAAAGAAGAUGGCUUAACUGUGGCUGCCUAUGGGUAAUUUUGUGAUGGUAGUGGUACUAUACCCCUGAUUCAAAUGUUUUGGUUUUGACAAUGGAAAGUCCUGCCUUUUGUUAUUUUUGUUCUUUGGUGCUUUUAGAUCCUUACAGGACAUUCAACAUUAUAAAAUUGUGCCUACUAUGAGAUUGAGUUCUCCCACACAAGUCCUUGUGCCAUACUCAUAACUUAAAUUCAUCUUUUCAGUUAAUGGAGAAUACUGGGGACUCCUAAGUAAAUACAAACUGCUCAAUGUAUUUUAAUCAGAAACUUACUUUUUAAAUUAUAAAAGUGACAAAUGAUUUCAUCCUUGCGCCAUGCCAUUCCCCUUAGUUUACUUGGUGGUAAAAGCUGUCCAACCUUUGUUCUUUAUGAAUAAUACGGUACUAUAUUGUCUGCUCCUUAUAAAAAUUUAAUUAAGUCUGGAAAGUACUGUGUUUAAACUGAACUGACGCCAAAUGUUCACUAUUUGUCUCCCAGCGUAACAUACUGCUGUCACUACAAAUAUACAGUUGCAGGGCUUUCUUGUACUGACAGUCUUUGUUGAUUCAUUUAAUUCCUUUGAAGGGUUUUGCAUAAGCUUUAAUUGAAUUUAUUGAAGAUUGAAUGAAUGGUUUAGAAAAUAAAUUUGUCUAGAAGUCCAUUUAUUGAUGCUAUUCAUGUUAAACGGUACUUCAUGGAAAACGGACAGUGACAGGCUCAAGCUGUCAUUGGAUUGGUACAGCCUUAGCAUAUAAAUGGUGGUGUCUGUGACCUUUGAUGACAGCUUCCUCAACUGUACUUUUUUACAGGCUCCUGUUUUUAUUUUUAUUUUUAUUAUUAUUAUUAUUAUUAUUAUUAUUAUUAUUAUUAUUAUUAUUAUGUUUGCUUUUUGACUUUCAGUUAAUGCUGUUUGCAUCAAUUGAAAAUUGUGUGUUAAUAAUCUAAAUGGUGUUGGAAUUUUCUUUUCCCCCUCAAUACCCAGUAAUGGUUCACUGUGACCUUGGUUACCAAAUGUGCAUUGAAGUCAUUUAUGUUAUAUACAAUGUGAGGGUUUUGUACAAUAUUAUCUAAACAACAAUACCAAUACAGCAAUACCAAUAAAAAAAUGUCUUGGCUCCCCUUGGGA